AUGUGCCGUUUUGUCGUUUGUGAAUGGUUAAGAAACCUGCCUACGCCAGAUUUUGCUAAUGUAUGGUCUCCGUUCUUUUCAAGUCCUUUCAUUCAUAACAAACAGCUAUUGGAAAAGCCAGCUACAGUUGGCUAUCGUGUAAAUCCUUGCAUCAUUUGGCCUGUCCGUAUACAUGCUAUGACGUGCCAUUUGAAAAGGGCUGUGCAGAAGCGAUCUGAAACAACAACACAACAGUCAGGACCGUUUCAUAUUCUAGCUAAUAUGUUAUUUUAUGCUUAA
Messenger RNA from Schistosoma rodhaini, 279 nucleotides. Lineage: Eukaryota; Metazoa; Platyhelminthes; Trematoda; Strigeidida; Schistosomatidae. The record is from the annotation of a GenBank genome assembly.